Molecule: messenger RNA, 11179 nt
Organism: Xyrichtys novacula (pearly razorfish)
Lineage: Eukaryota; Metazoa; Chordata; Actinopteri; Labriformes; Labridae
Source: the annotation of a GenBank genome assembly
AUGGUCACAGCUAUGGAGGAUGCCUGUCCCAAUGGGGUACGGGAGGAGGAGGAGGAGAUGACGUCCCCGGGACAGCCCGGCGUGGAAGGGCCCUCAGCUGUGCAGUCCACCCAGGAGCCAAAUACAUCUGGAGGUGAGGAAAGGAGGAGGAAGAGGUGCGGUGUGUAGAGAUACUGUAGACUUUGUUUUGCCUUUAAAUCACAUGAAAAGAUUGAUGUCCACGUGUAGAUGUAGGCAUGAUGGUUUCAAGGAUUACAAACCCUUUUUGUGGCGUUCUGUCUGAUAAACUUAUCUGUGUAUGUAUCAUUUAAGACAGUUGCAUUAAAAAUUUCACGAGUUGUAUAAUGUUUUAGCUCCCGCAAGUUAUAUUGAUGACUUUUAGCUAUUUUUUAAUGUUUCAGACCCAAAGAAUCAAUCUUUUCUAAUGUGUCGCAACUCACAACAAAACCAUUUACAAAAGCGGCAAAAGAUGUCAGACCAUGCUGGUCAUUUAAGACCUAACAUCAAGAUCAGAUUCAGUUUCCUCCUGUUUUAAGAUACAGCCUUUUUCUCUCUGGAGCCUUUGCAGCUUUUAUCAAGUUACAGUAGAAAGGAAAAACUUCCUUUAACAGGCAGAAACCUCGAGCAGAACCAGACUCAUGCUGAACAGCCGUCUGCUGAAGACCACACUGUUAGACUGAUUUCUUUUUCAUUUCACCCAUUUACCUUCCUCAGCCCUUCCUGCUAUUUUAAUCAACCUUUUUACUUGUGUAUCUGUUGGCGAACUGUCUGAGAGUCUCUUCAUCCCAGGCUGAAUAUUGUCACCUCUCUCGCUCCUUUGCCAGUUGGUUAGCUUUAAUGCUCUUUCCGUCGCUUCAGAAAGUGUUUAGAUGUGAAAGCGGAAUCAAUACAGCUUGCUUUGUUUACAAUCUCACCACGUACCCCACAGUAACUGAAUCCUCUGGGUGCCCCUGGAUGAAAUCACUGCUUGCUGUAAGAGUUGCACAUUUUCCCCUGGAGGUGUUUCACUUCCUCACCUGCUCGACAGAGACAGCGCGCCGAAACAUACUUUUGUCAGUAGUGAUGUUACUUCUGUGCGAGUGAAGGCGCUCCUCUGAUCUUCUUCCUGUGAGCGUGGAAACAAUAUUACUUCAUAUAAUCCAGGAUGCCAGGUCCUUCCUCGGGGGACUUGUGUGGCAUUCGCUGAGAAACAGAGUUAAGAAUUAUUAAACAGACAGUCCCUUCAUUGGCAGUCACUGCACAGCCAGAGCUGCUGGGUGAACAUACAGAGGCAGUGGUGCACUGAUGGUGAAAGACUGCAGACAACCCAGAGGGAGGAAUUAAGAGCAGGUAAGCGCAGGAUGAUUCAUUAUGUUGAUGAAUGAAGCGCCUCACUGUAACCGGCCUGCUGCUGUUAUCUGUAGCUUUACAACUUCUUCAGGCUGGGCUUAACGUGACGCUGGUAGGUGGUUGCUUGGAUCUCCAUGUCAUAUUUUAUGGGAUUAUAGACUCUAGUGUGGAGGUUUUGAGCUCAUCUCCAAUCUCUCACUGGAUAGAAAACUUCACUCAAGGUUGUUUGUUAGCAUGAGUUCUGCUCACAUGCAGCUGUGGAGGGCUGACGGAUGAACAAACAUUCCUGUGGUCGAGGACAGAGUGACACAAUGAGCUGACCAAGUGAGGAAAGGUCAACUUAGAGAGCACAGAAACUCAGAUGUGAGGAAGGAUCCAGAUGUAGGAGUUUGUUUUUGUGUGUUUUGUCGUGGGAUUUCUUGAAAGUGAAAUCAAAGAGGAGACUUUGUUCUGCUUUCUCUUUCUCACUCCAAAGCAGGACAGGAAUGAACUUUUUAGACAACUUCUGAAAGUUCAGACAAAUGGAAACUAUUAUCUUCCAAAUUUCAGGAGGAUGACUAACUGUAGGUGUGGCACAUGUAGCUUAUGUGUUAUGUACACAUUGCAUAAGCAUGUGCGUAUUUGCUUGCUGCAAUCACAGCCUUCCUCGUAGACUUUUUGGUCAUGAAUCAUAGGUCAGGCUCCCCAGAGGAACUCCUUGCCUGUUCAAACAAAAUCUGAACCUGAUCUGAGUCCUGGAUUGUAUUUCUGCGUGGUCAUGCGACAAGUGUAUCACUUUGAGGUCAGAUUUAAUAGCCUGCAGGGCAGUUUUUAACCACCCUCCCUUAUUUGUUCUUACUUUAAGAGGAUCAUAAAUAUUUAAGGUUUGUUUUUGCACAGGCUGUGCUGUUUAUGCAGUCUGUCUGAGCUCUGCGCUUAUCAAGCCUCAGUGAAAUCAGACAGAUUGUAUUUUCUUCGGCCCGUCUCUCUUCUUCUCUUGCUUCUUCUCUUGCUUUUUAAUCACACACCUGUUUUGACAAGUGUAUGCGUGAUGGAUGGAUGAUGGAUGAUAAAAGAAACAGCGCUGUCAAGCUCCACUUUAUCUGAUAUGAUUUUUUUUUGUGCAGCAAAGUUGAAAAAUGGUGGAAUUUUAAAUGAGCCGCUGCUCAAGACAUGGAAACACGUCAAUUUUGGAUGAGAGCUCCAACAACCUUAACGAAAAAGCUGAUUUUGAAUUCAUAUUUUCACUAAUGAAAAGUGUUUUUUUUUAAUCACAGAUGAUGCAGAAUGAAAUAGAAUUUAUGGCAGACCAGCACUUAACAUGAUCUUCUAUCACUCUACAGGUGAUUUAUUUGUGAAACGUGUGCUUUUAAACCUCCUGUGAGGAGUUUUUGGACAUAAAUGAAAUAUAGACUAGAACUCAUAUUGAUGAGUUUUUUAUGGUAUGAAAAGGCAAACAAGGCCAUCAGAGCCAAGACUAAGCAUCUCAUACUGUAAUUUUUGAGGCCUAAAACCGGUUUGGAGGGGUAGGUGUCAGCCAAGUAGCUGAAGAGACAGUCCCAUAUUUACAUUAUCCACAUUAGAUUGUAUAGACUAAAAUAGAAUAUCUUUAUUUUUAUUGUACAUGUACAACAAAAUUGAGUGCAACCCUUUUUAGUGCAAUUAAAUUAUAACAAUAAAUGGCAAAUUUGACACAAGUCAGCAGGAUGACAGCACAGACUGUAUGUACUAUGGACAACUUGGCUCCACCUUCCGCCAUUAUACGAGUUUAAAGCCGAAUUGCUUUCAGUAUUUCUGGGAUUUUCUCGACUUCCUGGAACCAACACUUGUGCAGUAGCAUUGUAUGCAUUCAGCGGGAGAAUUGCAGUGAUGACGCAAUCUUCGUACACCCAUAGGCUGUAUCAAGUGUCAAUCAUUGAAAACAUGAACCCCCUAAUAACUUUUAAAAAUGGAGCUGCACAGAAAAAGGAGGACUUGAGCACAAACCAGUCUUACAGUAACUACAUGUCAACAUUACAAACUUUCUAAAGUUUGUCCACAGCUCCAUAGAGAUUGCUGGAGGAAGCAGGAUUUAUGACCUAUACUGCAGCCCGUCACCAGAGGGUGCUGUUCUCGGAGUGGCUUCAGCAGGCGAGGAAGCAACGGCAUCCAUUCCUUAUACAGUCUUUGGAUGAUAUGUAGAUGACAAGCUAGGCAAAGACUGUUUCGUCCACAAAUUGACACAAACCAAAAGUUCCUCUCUGGAGCUUUAAUGUGCCUCAAGUGUCAGAUUGCAUACUCACAGAUCUUGUAUGAAACUUGCACAUGCAUCAGUGUAAGGCAAAGUCUAACCUGAAUUCACAUACCGCAGACAACAUAACACAUCAUUCUCCUUCAAAGUAGCGAUUUAGCAUACGCCGCUUACAUGUGCAAAGCAGACUGAAGUAUUAAAGAAGCGUUUAUGACAAAGAACAUGAGCCAAGGUUAAAGAUAAUAACGGCUGGAGGAGUAAAACAGAGGUCAGGGUGUUUAUCCAUUGUGCUGACUGGACAUAUUUACAACCCGUUUAAGUAUAUAAUGACACAGAGACACACGCACGCACAGAAACACACGUUCUCAGGGAUUUAAGUGUCUUAGAUUGGCUUACACUGGUUUUGAGACCCUAGCAUUAGGGAUGUUAACCUGCUGAUACCAAGAGUGCAAACAUCUCCCUCUUUCUCUGUUUGUGUUUGCAAGAAUUCAAGGCUUCAGAUUAGUUUGUGAGAAUCUUUUUAUCAUCUGAGAACCCUUGACUCCUGGAGUUUUAUUUGGACAAAUUGCAGGCAGUUCUGUUUGAGAGUCUGAGAGCUCAUCUCAGACUUGUAUUUGUAUCUUCAGAUAGAGUUUCAGCUCAGUGCUGUGUUUGAGAUUAUUUGGCUUUGUGAUUUGGCUCUUAUUGAGGUAGAAGGAGUGUAAAACAUGGCAGAAAGAUGCUCUCCACCAUCAUGAUAUAAUAUUGAUAAACCUUCUGCUUUUUGUGAAACAUUUGCGUUUUACUCAAGCAAAAAGGGAGACACUUUUGCUCGACUUCAUCUCUGUUAUAUGUGUGUGUGUCUGCUCUGUAUGACUUUCACACCCGGCUAACUCCCCUUAUCUCUCUUUUUGUGUAUGUUUGCACCUUGUCUCCCACCCUGUUCAUCCAGCCAUGCAGCAGGUAUUGGAUAACGCAGCUGAGCCUCCCACCUCCACGGGCGCCAAAGACAUUGACCUGCUCUUCCUGCGCGGCAUCAUGGAAAGCCCUGUGGUACGUUCAUUUGCUGGGGUAGCACACAAACAGACAUCCAUAACUUUUGGGACUGAAGUACAGUGAGACUUUGACUAACGUAUAACACUUGGUACAUCUGCACAGACGAGAACGGUGCAAACAAACAUUUUGACAGUAACUGCGCGAUGCAUUUCCCUCUUAAGGGCAUUUUCACUGACGGUGCAUGUAUCCGAAAAAUGCUUCUGCUUACAAAGAGUUUUUUCUGACACACAUCUUCACUGCUGUCAGACAAGUAGGGAGUUCAGACAGAGGACAGCUGUAGCUCCUGCUAGACAAGCUGUUGUCUUCUUUUGCCAUUCAACUUCCUCCCACCAGACAGAAGACAUAGACACAACAGUUGACUAAACACAAACAAAUACUCCUUUAACUUUUCACUGAAGCAUCAGGCAGACAGCUUGCUUGUAAGAGGAAAGAUUCCUGCAGUAAACCAGCUCUUACCUUUUAUAGAGGACCUAUUAGAAUGUCAGGAGCAGCUUCUGCAAAACAAUAUUCAUUCUAAUAAAAGUAAAUAUAACACCCAGGCGUACUUCUACCAUCUGUUUAUGUCCUCCCUAUUAAGACUCCUCUGUCUCCUUCAGGCUCAGGAGCAGCUGGAGGAGCCAAAGCUGGAGGCAGUGCAGGACAAUAACAUGGAGCUGGUGACGGAGAUCCUGGGCGACAUCAGCAACCUGAAGGUUAAAGACGACAGCGCCGCCGAGCUUUCUAGGAUCCUCAAGGAGCCACACUUCCAGGUGAGGUGGAGAAAUCAGUGUUCAAACAAACACACACACAGGUGAAGGUAAAGAAGAGCUGAUUUGAGCAAAUAUUUGCCCUUUCUCUCUGGUUGAAUAUUAACCAACAUGAGGGAGUAUCAUGCAGGCACCGACUCCCACCGUUCAACCACCUUUUAUUCUAAAACAUGUGAUAAUAAGAGGCUUUUAUUUAUAAAAGUUUGAACCAGAGCAAACAUUCAUUUCAGCCUGUAGCAGCAGCAGCAGUGUUUUGACUGUAGAUACAGUAGCCCAGUGCUGAUAUUGUGGAUGUGCUCCUCGUGCAUCAGUACAAUAUUAACCUUUAUCCUUCGAGCUACCAGGGGCUUUAAACUGGUUGGACCAAUAGGAGUGAGAACUUCUGCACCAAUCAGAGCCUUUCAUGCUGUAAGCUGAAGGAUAAGACCCUUCUGACCUACUGAGAGAGAGAGAAAGAGAAAGAGAGAGAGAGCGAUGGGGAUGAAGAGAAGACAGGCAAAGAGAGAGGCAAUGACAGAAACAGUGAGUGUAGAUGAAGAGUUAAACUCUGUCUUGUAGUUAAAAAAAAUCCCAGUUUGUCUGAUAGUUUGAUGGAAAAUUUUUAAAGUAGUGCUGGUAGCAGAUCAGCUGGCUGUGAUGUAGGUUGAUGGAUGAACAGAGAGCGAGGGAUGAAUUAAUUGAUUACUUUUUGGUGGUAAUCCAUAUGUCAGAUUUGGGCCAUUAGGUGAUGAGUUCUGGUUUUAUUUUUAACCAUAAUUUGGGCACACACUGGAACUCAAAGUUAACAGCUUGGUUAACCUAUUUCUUAUAGAACCUUUUUUUCUGUAAAUUAAACCCAUUAUCUUAUUUCCCAUUCUGCAAAAAUACAACAUAUUUUCCUGUCUUUUAAAAACUGUUUUACAACAUCAAUUUGUACUUUCUUUGUUGUCUUUUUUUCUCACUGGGUUGCAUGAAUCGUAGCCACAAUUUCAGCGUUAUGCCAAAAGCUAGAGCACAGCCUACAGUGAUAAAUAGAUAAGUGGAGAAGAGUCACAGAGUCAGCAAACUUACCUUAAAUGUUACACACUCAGCAAAUGUUUGUGUAGAUCAGCCAUCAUACACAACUGUGGUGCUGUCCUGCCCGUAUUUGUUACUAUCCUGCAUGUUAUGCUAUUAUUCUACAUUACAUAUAGCUCUAAUGUGUAUUUAAGUGAAAUGCUGUGUUCCAGUGCUUAUUUCCCUGUGCUUGAAUUAUUUUCUGUUUCACUGUUUAAAAAAAAUAACACUUAAAUAUAUAGGGUUAACACAGGGAGUGUUAUUUUAACAUGUGAAUUUCUUUAAUUUUGCAUGCAGACUGCUUAUUUAAAACAGAUAAAUGUUAGACAUAUACAGAGCAGACCAAUAGAAUUUUUAUAGACACAAUCAGAAAAUAGCAUCUAUGAGCACAGGAUCGGGUUCAAAUCCUCUAAACCUUGGCUUUGUGAGGUACAGUGUGUUAAACAGUAUAUUAAAGGCACAGUGAGGAGUUUGAGAAAAGCAAAUGAGAUAGUCUGGUAACUCCACUGCAGUAAUUUGUAUUGCUUAAAGCUCCUGUGAGGAAUUUUCAAUUUGUCCCAACUUGGGUGCCACAUUUGCUUAUCUCUAUCUCUGGUUUCUUUUGCUUUUCUAUGUCAUAAAAAGGCACAGAUAUCAACUUAAGUCUCUUUUAUUUAAACCAAAAAUCUCCUCACAGGAGCUUUAAAGUGCUGUAGGGGGAUAGGUGUCAGACCUGAUGAUGGAUGGUAACAGAAAUUAUAUCUCAUUUGACUAAUAAUGUUUUUCCAUUGAAGUUUUUCAACAAUGAAAACAUGCAGUAAUGAAGCAUUUGGUACUCUUGCUAAAGCAGAAUAAAAUUAGUUUUAUUGUUGUCUUGCACAUAAGAAUGAUGAUAAUGAAGCUUGUAUUUUAUUGGUAUCCUACCAGUACAAGUGAUUAGAUAACAGCAAAAAAAAUGGUAAAUUGAUUGUACUGAACAUUUUGUGUUUGAUUAGGAGUUUGUUUUAUAUUAUUAUACAUGAAAAAAAGGAAAAUAAUGAGUUUUAACUUCCUUCAAAGUACCUACAGAGUCACUUCAGGAACCCUCUGACUGUUCUCCUCUCUGCCUUUUAGUCUCUUUUGGAGGCACAUGACAUGGUGGCCUCCAAAUGCUACGAAGUCCCGCCCCCGACCGAGAUACCCAAUGAUGCAGCAGUGAACAGCGCUCUGAUGCAGGCUGAUGCCGUGCGCAUGAUCGGCAUCCGAAAGAAGGCCGGAGAGCCACUGGUGAGCAAAUGAAGACUGUCUGACUGUUACAGUGUGUGUGUUUAAGUGUGUGUAAAUAUGUGAGUGGGUGUUACCAGAGGGGUUGAGUGAGUACACAAAUGACAUAGUAAAUCAUGAAGUGCACAAGUAAAUGUCAGAAUUAAAAGGAGUGCGGGUGAAGGUGUGUGCAUAUCAUAAGGCAGUAAGAUUGCAGAGGAGAAACAUCACUCGCUCUGUCCUUUCCUGCAGGGCGUGACAUUUCGAGUGGAAAAAGACGACCUUGUCAUCGCUCGAAUCCUCCACGGCGGCAUGAUUGACAGGCAGGGUCUGCUCCACGUGGGCGACAUCAUCAAAGAAGUGAACGGGAAGGACGUCGGCAACAACCCCACCGAGCUGCAGGAGAUGCUGAAAGACUGCAGCGGAGGGAUCACGCUGAAAAUACUCCCGAGCUACCGGGACGCUCCUGCACCUCCUCAGGUAAACACACACACAAACACAAACAUGGAGUGAAAAGUAAACACAAGCAGGAAGACUUGGGUAAUGGCGGGCAGAUGCAGGGCAGCGGUGCAGAGCUGGUGAUCUGUCCUAAGUCCCUCCCACAAUCCCCUGCACAGGAAUCUGGACCCUGGAAGCCCUAUUAAUAACACUCCACUUGUUAACUGGGUCGCAUUAGCUAUCUUGCACAAACCCGACUCACAUGCUCCUGGUGAUCCCAUGCUCCCUCACAUGAAAAGAACAUUAUUUUUGGUUAAAUUUGCACAUUAUUCAACCAUUUUUUGAGUUAAAUUCCUGAAAAAAAUAAAGAAGCUGCAUCAGGAGACAUAAACUUGGAAGCACUCGUCCUUAAAUUGAAUGAACUGCAGUAAAAACGAUUGAGACAUAAUGCACACUCACAUUCUGCCCCGUGGCUGGACGCGCUGCACUCACUCUGUAUUUUACUGGCUGGUUUUUAUUGCUUCCUUUUGGCUGCUCGUUUAAUCUAAUACACCAGCCUGGGCACUCGGCCUUACUGGCAGAAGUCGUCACUGUUGUUGGCGCAGCGUGAACAGCUGCGGCGAGAGCAGAGUGGGAUGUUGGACGUAAAGGGUGUGAAUGAGACACUGUCACCAUGUCAGUGUGUGAGAACUCCUGCUGAGCUGGAGUCUCUUGUGUUUUCAAUUAUGAGUUUCUCUGCUCACCUUAUCCAAAAUGUUUAUCACUCUUAAAGAAAGACUAACUUUUUUUUAAUCACAAAGUUAAGGCUGAAUAAUGUUCACAUGGUCCUCACAGGUGUACGUGCGGCCGUACUUUGACUACAACCCAGCCAAUGACAACCUGAUCCCUUGCCGAGAGGCGGGAAUGGCCUUCAAGAGAGGCGAUAUCCUUCAGAUUGUCAACAGAGAGGAUCCAAACUGGUGGCAGGUGAGCUUCCAUGAUCACGAAAGAGCAAAACACAUGCACAUGAAAAGGUUUUUGACUCCGCUGACCUGGUAUCUAAUCUAUGCCAGGCGUGCCAUGUGGUUGGCGGUGCUACAGGGCUGAUCCCCAGUCAGUUCUUGGAAGAAAAAAGAAAAGCUUUCGUCCCUCGAGACUUUGAUGGAUCAGGUAUGUUUGGCGUUCCUACCUCAAGGUUAGAACUGCUUCACUGCCAGAAUCCUGUUACUUUUACUCUUAUGCUUCACCACUGAGAGCUGAUUUAUGUCAAAGCCAGUGUUUAGAAAUUGGUGUGACCCUGCCCCCUCCUGGACAAAUGCUCUAACAGCACGUCAUACAAGUCGUAUAAUGUGCUGUCUUGCUUUGUAGGAAUCCUUUGUGGAACUAUUGCUGGAAAAAAGAAGAAGAAGAUGAUGUAUUUGACGGCCAAAAACGCAGGUCAGACACCAUUUCAUGAUUUUUAUUCUAACUCUUCAGGAUCUGUCUCUGUAUAAAUAGAUUUUUCCUGUGUUCAGAAUUUGACAGGCAUGAGCUAAUGAUCUAUGAAGAAGUAGCAAAAGUGCCAGCAUUCCAGAGGAAGACCCUCGUUCUGAUUGGUGCUCAAGGUGUGGGCCGACGCAGCCUCAAAAACCGCCUCAUGGUCCUCCAUCCCACACGCUUCGGCACCACCAUACCCUGUAUGUUUGUUUUGUUUGUAUCCCAGUAUCCAGUCACACCUUUAUUCAUGAAACAUGUUCAGACGUGAACUGACUUCCUUUUUUCUUUCCAGACACUUCUCGGCGGCCCCGUGAUGAAGAGCUGGACGGUAACUCCUACCACUUCACCACAAGGACAGAAAUGGAGGUGGAUGUGAAAGCUGGGCGGUUCCUUGAGCACGGCGAGUAUGAUGGUAAUCUGUACGGCACGAAAAUCGAGUCCAUCCAUGAGGUGGUGGACACAGGACGCACCUGCAUACUGGACGUGAACCCACAGGUAACGUCAGAACAGGAAUCCUUUACCUGCGUUUCCAGGCAGAACAUAAGAAAAAGAGAGAGAGAAGUAAUCUUCAUGUCACUGUCUGUCCCUUUCCUCAGGCUCUGAAGGUGCUGAAAACAGCCGAGUUCAUGCCUUAUGUGGUGUUCAUCGCAGCACCAGAUUUUGAUACUCUCAAGGGCAUGCACAAAGCUGUGGUGGACGCAGGCAUCACAACCAAGCAACUCACGGUAGGUACACAACCCUAAUGCAUGUCCACACACACACAACCCACUGAGCAAUAGACGGCUAUUAGACAUCUAGUUUUUUUUUUUGGACCUAAUUUCAACCAACUAGAUUCUCUAUACUUUUAGACGGAAUUUAGAUGUUGCACUUUAACCCAUUAUUCAAUAACUAUUUAUUUUCAAAAAGCAACUGUGAGUUACAUAACCGAUCUCCAAGUACUUAACCAAAAUAGUUAUGAUAGCCAUUGAGCAAAAUACAGUGUAGUAUAGAUAUAGCCUAGAUUUAGAUUUAGUCUAAACUUGGUCUAAAUUAAGAUGUCUAAAAAUCUUUCGUUUUUAGACCUGUGGUAGCCUGAUUUUGACCACUUGUCUCGGCUACAUUAAGACAUCUGUUAGACCUCUUUUGGACCAAAAAAAGCUCAGUGGGAAAUGAAGGUCAAACUCACAGGUCUUACAUGGUCAUUUGAGAGUAUCUCAAUCAUGUAAGCCUAAGUUCUGAGGGGCACAUGUUACCCCUGACCAUCCAUCUGGAAACUUCCUUCAGGGUUCUUACGCAAGUAUGGAAAAGUAUGGAAAUAAAUUUGGUCAAUUUCUAGGUCUUAAAAAGUAUGGAAAAUAAAAAAUAAAGUGUGGAAAAUAAUAAAUAAUAAAAUAAAAUAAAAAAUAAUAAAAAUAAUAAAAUAAAUUCUAAAAAGUAGGGUGUUGAAAAGUAUGGAAAUUACAACUGUGUAGGAACCCUGUCCCUUGAAUGUUGGUAUGGUUACCCCUCAUUGAUGUCCUCUCAGUCACUCACCCUCACCUUUCCUUUUCUUCAGGAUGUGGACCUGAAGAAGACGGUGGACGAGAGUGCCCGCAUUCAGAGGGCCUACAACCACUACUUCGACCUGACCAUUGUCAAUGACAACCUGGACAAAGCCUUUGAGACAUUACAGGCCGCCGUAGACAAACUGUGCAACGAGCCGCAGUGGGUUCCAGUCAACUGGGUGUACUGA